UAUGCUACCGAGAAGAGCCCAGAAGUAUCCCUGAAUGAUCCUACGGAGCAAGAAGCGCAAAAACUACUGGAGAGUGGAACGCUAAAGCUGGAAGUAGGCGACACGGAAGGGGCUAUGUACCAAGAACGUAUGUCUUUCUUUUAUUUACAUACAGGCGAUUUGGUCGGCGCUAUUGAAUCAUGGAAAGCAGCUCUUGCCAUCGCACCCGACAGCCCCGAUGCGCAUACGAACUUGGCCUCUGCCUACAUCAUGUCAAAGCCUCCUCAAGGUGAACUGGCUUUGAGCCAUCUCAAGUACGUCACCGGAACUUAUAGCAGAACGGCUGCCGAACUAAGUCCUGACGACGGCGAGAUUCAGUUCAACUUGGCGACCCGUGCCGACCAAAAUGUUCGCAAUUGCAUGGCCAAGCUAAUGGCCGCGCGUGUUGAUAUCGAGCGUCAAGAACGUGAGCUUCAAGAAAAGCAGAAAUAA
Malassezia sympodialis ATCC 42132 is the source of this 471-nucleotide messenger RNA. Lineage: Eukaryota; Fungi; Basidiomycota; Malasseziomycetes; Malasseziales; Malasseziaceae. The record is from the annotation of a RefSeq genome assembly.